AUGUCAAGCGGUCCUUCGACGGGCAGUGCCGGCGUCGAGCUCGUCCCGGACUCGUACAUUGUCACCCUGCAACCAAAGCUUGGCAGGGCCAGCUACGAAAAGCACUUUGAGGACGUCUACACGGCAUGCCGGGGCGUGCUCGCCAGCGACGGCGCACCGGCGCACGUCGAGAUGGUGUACGCGGACCCGAUCGACGGGCCCGAGCCGCAGGCCGUCAUGUACUUUGCCCACUUUCCGGCUUCGCUGGCCCAGGUCAUUGGCGGCCGCCGCGACGUCGCCGAUCUCCACCAGGAGCAUCUGGGGUUGCUUCGCGUUGCCGGCACAGCGCCACUGCGAGGCUAUAACUGGGGCACCUCGAGAAUCUCCCAAACGGACGCCGUGUUCCAGACGGAGUGGACAAACGGCGCAAAUGGCGUCAGCGGUCCCCCCCCGGAACCGGAGCACUUCGUCCACAACGCGCUGGCCUCUCGGGGCGGCGGCGCGACCGUCUACGUCCUCGACGGGGGCUGCGACCCAACCCGCUUCAACGUCCAAGGCGAGUUCUCCGCCGCCAACCUCCGUCGUUUCAUCGACUUGGACGCCUUUCACGCACACUUGAGAGCCAUCGGGGCCACCGGAAUAGCCCCCUGGCUCCCGUGGCACUGGUGCAAAGACUGGAAACAGGAGCGGCUGGAAGCGGCCGAGGGCCACACAGAAGCCGACACCGCGUCCUUCCACGGGACCAACGUCAGCCUCUGCGUCGGAUCCAGCAAGAGGGGCACGGCGCCCGAGGCCCGGGUCGUCGCCAUGAGGAUAAUCAAUGCCAAAGCGCAAACGUGCGCCGAGAAGCUCAUCAUUUCCGCUCUGCAGAUCAUACUCGAUCUCAAAAGCCUCGAGGCGGACGACCGGCCCAGCGUCGUCAACUGCUCGUGGGGCAUGUCCUUCGCCUCCUCGCAAGCGCAGGCUGCCAAGAAGGCCAUGACGGACAUGUUCGACAAGGUCAACAAGCUGGGCGUGCCCAUCGUCGUCGCAUCGGGCAACGAUCACCAGAUCCUGACACUGGACAACACGGAGCACCCAAGCACGCACUCGAGAAUCAGUUUGAGCGUUCCCGAGUGCCUUACGUACGCCUAUCUUGUCGGAGGAAGCGACUCCAAGAACAAAAAGUGGUUUGAUGGGCCGGGCGACGGAUCCAACUAUGUCGACCCGACCAUGCCGAAUCAGUACAAGCCGAAGAACCCCUUUAUAUGGGCGCCGGGGAAAGAUAUCCCGGGGUGCGUGAUCGAGAACGGGUGCUGGAAAUUGAAAACGGGUACUUCGUUUGCUGCGCCUCUUGUUUCGGGUGCCAUGGCGUGCCUGCUGGCUCACGAGAAGGCGCAGAUGGCUCAGGAUCCUCAGCACCAGGCUCGGACCUUGGAUCAGCUGCUGCAGACGGUCUUGAGAAAGAAGCAGGUUGACGGUGUGGACCAGGAUUUCCUUGCGUGGGACGAGCACUGA
Messenger RNA from Ustilaginoidea virens, 1476 nucleotides. RefSeq lists its product as uncharacterized. Lineage: Eukaryota; Fungi; Ascomycota; Sordariomycetes; Hypocreales; Clavicipitaceae. The record is from RefSeq and is a predicted model, not a curated record. Gene Ontology annotation, biological process: proteolysis. Gene Ontology annotation, molecular function: serine-type endopeptidase activity. The coding region runs from base 1 to 1476 and encodes 491 amino acids. The transcript is spliced from 4 exons.